This is a messenger RNA of Pungitius pungitius (ninespine stickleback), 1358 nucleotides long. It is a transcript of the gene hoxd10a, whose product is annotated as homeobox D10a. The transcript has 2 exons. Gene Ontology annotation, biological process: regulation of transcription by RNA polymerase II. The record is from RefSeq and is a predicted model, not a curated record. Bases 27 to 1040 code for a protein of 337 amino acids. Gene Ontology annotation, molecular function: DNA-binding transcription factor activity, RNA polymerase II-specific; RNA polymerase II cis-regulatory region sequence-specific DNA binding. Gene Ontology annotation, cellular component: nucleus. NCBI's taxonomy places the organism in Eukaryota, Metazoa, Chordata, Actinopteri, Perciformes, Gasterosteidae.
UCCUCUAAAGACCGUAACCCCCCGAAAUGUCCUUUCCUAGUAGCUCUCCUGCGGCAAAUACAUUUUUAGUGGACUCUUUAAUUGGUGCUUGCAGGUCGGACAGCUUUUACUCCAGCAACAUGUAUUUGCCUUCUGGCUCAGAAAUGGGAACUUACGGAAUGCAAACCUGUGGACUCCUGCCGUCUUUUGGCAAAAGAGGGGAGGUCAACCACCAAAAUAUGGGCAUGAAUGUCCACCCGUACAUACCUCAAAUAGAUAACUGGACUGAUCCGAAUAGACCCUGCAGAAUACAGCCAUCCAACCAGAUGCCGAACUGUACAUUUUCUCAGAGCAUAAAGGAAGAGAGCAACUGCUGCAUGUACUCAGAUAAGAGAGUACACAAAGUCAGCCCGGCAGAGCUCCCCGCGUAUUCUAACGUCGUUUCCGAAUCCUGUCCCGUCGAUGGUCCCGAGAUCCCGGUGCCGGGCUAUUUCAGAUUGAGUCAAACUUAUGCGAACGGAAAACAUCAGGAAAGCUACUGCCACGAGCCGCCGAGUCCAAACCAAACACUGACGCAGCUCGGCGGGGUCACCCCGAAACCGCAGCCCUCAUCGGCACCUUCCAAUUUCGCAGAGGCGGAAAAGAAAAGCGAGGACGUCCCGCAGAACCACGAGACCUCAAGGACACCGGUUACCAUAGAAAGCCCGGAUCCCAAUUCUGACUCCGGGGAGAAAACGUGUCACAUGGAAGCCUCUGUGUCCAGUCCGGAGCUGCAACAGAAGGAAGGAAAAGCCUGCAACGCGCCGACGAGCAACUGGUUAACUGCAAAAAGUGGAAGAAAGAAAAGAUGUCCCUACACAAAGCACCAGACCUUGGAGUUGGAGAAGGAGUUUCUCUUCAACAUGUAUCUGACCCGAGAGCGCCGCCUAGAGAUCAGCAGGGGCGUCAACCUGACCGACAGGCAGGUCAAGAUCUGGUUUCAGAACCGCAGGAUGAAACUGAAGAAAAUGAACCGAGAGAACCGCAUCCGUGAACUGACCUCAAAUCUCACCUUUUCGUGAGCGCGCAUGUUGUCCGUGGUUAGCUGUCUCUUAUUGUCUCACAUUCAGUUUGAUGCUUCGGUGGCAUUAGACGUUAAUCUUCAAUUUCAACGAAACUGUGUCUAAAUAAGCCAAUAUGUUGUGUAUUUGUUUUUACUUCAUCACAGGGUAACACUUUUUGGUCUUAAAUUAUUGGAAAAGUAGAGGUCCUCCCCUUAGCCAAGUAGACAGGGAUGUUCUAUUGUGUUGCGUUUGGAAAAUCAUUCUCAUUUUCACUCAUGAAAGCACAUUUAUUGUCGUGUCGUUUGUUUUUACUUCGAAGUGCAAUCCAUUUGCUCC